UGCCCUCUGACCCCUCGCUGUGUUUGUCAGUGAACAGAUCCGGUUGCAGCUGAUAAAACAGAGACUUCUGCCACCAUGUGAGCUCAGUAGCGACCGGCCUGGGGCUCACCACUAUAAUUGCAAUGGAGGUGGCGAGCAUGGCCACCCAGGCCAACCAGAACAGCAGCACCAGGUAACAGCGUACCCUUCUCCACCCUGGACCCCCAGCGGCUAACUCCAGCUCCUCCUUGGACAUGGGCUGCCACCGCUGGUACGGCUCCGGUUCUUCUGCCGGGAUAAGCAACGGGGUUGACUCCGUGUCUACCACACUGCCUGUCAGCCCGGGGCCUGGCACGCUUCCGUACCCCGUGUCUCCUGCAUUCAGCGGCAUCCUGCCUGGCUGCAGGUAAUUAGUGUUCCAGUCUCCCCAGCUGAGCUGUGCUGCCCAGACCUUACUUGAAUAUUUGUGAGAUCUGACUUGCCAGGAGUGAGGAGAGACAGAGGUCGAUGACCUGGGUGCAGAUCUCUCUCAGGUCAUCACACACCUGCAGGCGACUCCGCACAAAAGCACACAGUUCCUCAUUACCGAUGGCAUCCCAAACACCAUCACAUGCGAGAAUGAGGAACUCGUCUUCAGGCGUCCUCUCCAGCUCGUACACCUCCGGCUCUGGGGACACCAGCUGCUCUGUCUGAGGCCUCCAGUCGACCUCCUUAAAGUCAAAGUCCCCCAAUGCUCUGGAAACCGCCAGCGAGCCGUUGACUCUCUGCAGGGUCACAGAGCCUCCAGCGUUCUGGAUGCGCUCCUUUUCUCUGGGGUUGAAUGGCUUGUGGUCCUCAGUGUAGAAGACCACCUGGCCGUUACGGCAGAGCAAGAUGUGAUCCAGGAGGUUUCUGGAGCAGUACUGUGCCACAGUGGUCCCUGCAUGUCCAUCAAAAACAGCAAAGUACCCCCAAUCUGACAGCUCUCCUCUCAGCUGGGGCAUGCAGGCGUGGGCAUCCUCCAUCUGAGCCCUCCAGCCCUGCAUGCUUGCCACAGCAUAGUUCAACCCCGAUUGGGACCCCCCUUCUGACACAUGCUUCUCCAAGAUGGGGCGGUCCAGGUACGGGCUAGGCAUGGAGUUGUCCUCAUCAAAGCCGUCCUCCUCCCCGUUUUCCGUUUCCCUGGGUCCCCCUUUGAAGAAGAAGGUGACCACCCUCUCAGUCUCUUUGACCAGCUGACGGAGGAAGGAUGGCACCUCCACAUUGCUGGCACGUCUUGCUGUCCUCAUCACCCCGCGGAUUCUCGUCUGGAGCUUCCUCUUUGGCCUGGCAGCAGCAGCAGCACGUCUUCUCCUGGCACCCCUCCUCCGGCCCUGUGUUUUCCUCAGCAGGUCCAGGGCAACAGAUAGGUUGAGGCUUCUCAAGCAGGAUCCUGAGAUGAAAUCACAUGACGAGGGAGGAAGAGACACACAGAAGCUGUGAAUGGGAAAUGACAGCAGACUCAGACAGGCGCAGGGACACACGCUCCCAUGCUGCUGUCUCUUUGCUGUAUUACAACCCCUGCAGCCAUAGCCAUGCCAGAGGAGGAGAUGAAGGGAGGAGGGAGGAUGGUGGAGGGAGGCAGGCAGGGCGGGGCUGCUGAGUGACGGAACUGGAGGCAGGAGAGAGAGGAAGCUGCUGUACAGAGGACCAAGAAACAGAAGGAGGAGGAGGAGAAAAGGGAAGAGAGAGAGAGAGCAUAUCUACAGGACGUAAGAGCCGGCAGCAGAGGAGGAAGCGGGGAGGAGGGGGGGGGCUUCCAGACUGGAUGGGCCCAGCGAUGCCUUGAUGGAGCAUGGGCCAGGUUUUAGGAUUCUCCCACUGCCAGGAAUAUGGCUCCGUGGCGUCCACUCCGGACUCUACACCCCCAUGCACUGAUGGUGGAAACGAGGAGUCGGAGCUCUGCGAGCUGCAAACAGCCAGGGAAUGGUCUGAUGAUGACGAUGAUGAUGAUGAAGGAGGGAGUGGAGAUCCAGAUGAUGAGGACGGAUUGGCCUCAUCUCCCUCCAUCUGGGGCACGCCGCGGCAGCACUCCUUCGAACUGACUUUCUCUUACAUCGCCAUCGCCGAGCCCGAAGCGGUGGGAGCCUCGCGACACUUCCGUGACCGACGCAGGGCCGGCUCACGUGGGAGUCGCACUCCUCUGAUCCGCACAGACACCCUGGAAACACUGUUGGACUCUCCCGACGUGGACUGGGACCCUCAAGCCUUCCUCAAUCAAGAAGAAGAGGAGGAAAGGAGAGAGCAGGAGAGGGCAACAGCAAGGAGGGAGCUGCAAAGCCAAACUGGGACUAUUACAAUCCAGCCCUCGACCCAGAAUCUUGAACAAGAAACUCAGGAGAGAGUCCAAAGAGAGGAGACUAUGAGCAGUCAGACCCAGACUGUCCUUGUUUCUUCUCGGUCUCAGUCAUCACAGGAUCAGAGUCCCUCACGGACACUUCAGGCAGCAGCAGAAGCAGCAUCCUCAACCCCAGAGUCAGAGUCUCCCAUCUCCAGGGAAACCAUUUCAGUAAAGCUGCUCACAUCCGUGCGACCCCGAGGUCUGGCGACUUCAUCGCAAGCUGCCAUCGGUCUAAGUUCUCAGGAACAGCUGGUCAGCGAUCACUGGUUUUCAGCACUUAGCCUAUCAGAGGAGCCGACAGUAUGCACACACAUAGCAGUGAUGGACCUGAUCUACUGGAAAGAGACGGAGCGGACAGGCAUGGUGCUCACAGGGUUAGUGGUGGGCCUGCUGUCCCUGUUCCAGCUCAGCAUCAUCACUGUGGUCUCCACAGUCUGUUUGGCUGUGAUGUGCUUCACCAUCUCAGUGAGACUCUACUACCAAAUCCUCUUCAUCCUCAGCUGGGGUGAUGGGGAACACCCCUUCAAGACUUACUUGGACCUGGACAUCAGUUUCAGUGGAGAGGACGCUGACCGCUACAUGCAGACAGCCAUUGUCCUGGCUGUAUCUGCAGUAGACUCGCUGAGGAAACUUUUUUUUGUUGGAAACGUCUUUGAGUCUCUCAAGCUCCUGGUUCUAAUGUACCUUGUGACGUUCCUGGGAGACCUGUGCAAUGGCCUUACUCUGCUCAUCAUCAGUGUGAUUGCUGUCUUCUCUCUGCCACUUUUCUACCGACAGCGCCAGGAGCAGGUGGACAGCUACAUUGCAAAGAUCCAGGCUCAAAUUGACAACAUCAAGGACACCUUUCAAAGACUUGCUCAGGGUGGUGGCCCUCCUCCAGACCCAACUCCUGGUGGCGCCAAACCCAAUGCCCAGUAAACACUGAUGGACAAGAACUUAAAGAAAAGCUCCCAGAGUCACAGACUGUCACUCAGAUGUCUUACCCAGCAGUCUGUGCUCAGAGCUCCACUGAACGGAGCUCCAGAGACUGAGAAUGGGAAGGGAAGGGAGGUUACUUAAAUGGACAAUGACGAAGAUAAAGCAUGGUACUUUAUACUCUAACUGUAUCUAAGAUGUGGGGUAAGAGGUUGGGGUUUGGUUUAAAAAUGAAUCAAGGUGUUUAAAUCCUGAACGGGACUCUCGCUGCUGAUGUCAGAGAUGCAAAGAUGCAGCGCGUCGUAGUCUUGGAAGUAUUCACUGUUUUAAUGUGUAAAAAUGACUCAAGAAGUGUCUUAGAUAGUGGAAAGCUGUAGUCCAAAUGAGGUACUAUGACCAGGAAUAGAAAGUUUCCACACCGGCUACUACUCACCUGAGACAAUGGGAGUGGGUUGUUAAGGUGACAAAAACAGGGGUCGUCAUUAUUCAUGGCAGCAUAAAACUGAUAACUACUGUUGCAUGUGUCACCACAUGUCUUUUUUCUGAAUGCAUAUUCAUUUCUCAUGACAGUUUAUGCGUGUGUAUGCAAGUAAGAGUGUCUAUGUGUGUGUGGGUGUAUGUGUGUGUGUGUGACUCCUGAUAAACAGCUUGCAACAUGAAAUGAAAAUGAACCAUCAAGCAAUUAAAGUCACAUUUCUUCUUUGUUUUC
This is a messenger RNA of Notolabrus celidotus (New Zealand spotty), 3962 nucleotides long. It is a transcript of the gene rtn2a, whose product is annotated as reticulon 2a. Lineage: Eukaryota; Metazoa; Chordata; Actinopteri; Labriformes; Labridae. The coding region runs from base 1793 to 3256 and encodes 487 amino acids. The transcript is spliced from 14 exons. The record is from RefSeq and is a predicted model, not a curated record.